AUGAAGUCCCGGGCAGGCCACACCGACAGCACGUCGAUCAGAUCGAUCAGCUCGGAGGACGUGAGCACGCAGCAGCACUACGAUGCGAACAUGUGCUGUGCGGAGGCCAAAAAUCCCGCCUUCAAGCGCGGCCGCCAGCUGCAGCAGAUGCAGAUGAUCAUACUACCGUUCAUCCCGAUCCUGGCGCUGAUCGUGCAGACAUCGUACGAGAUGAUUGAGAUCGUGAGCUACCGCAUGGAGGUGACGGAGAUCGAAAACCAAGUGACGAUGGCCACCGACCUCGGCAAGGUUGUCACGCGCCUGCAGCAGGAGCGGUCCGAUGUGGCGUUCUACAUCUACACCAACGGCAUCACCCUGCGAAGGAACCUGAACGACACGUUCCUGGAGACGGAUCUCGCCCUCGACAACAUGUCCUCCUGGCCCGACAUCUCGAUACGCACCGUGCAGCCGAACAACGGUGAAGUGACCUGGCUGAACAUGAGCGAGUUCCGCGAGACGCUGCAGGAGUUUCGGGCCAACAUUAGCUCCGAGGACAGCAAGGUGCCGGAGAUUCUCCGCUGGUACACUACGGCUAACGCGGCGCUGCUCGAGCAUCUCACCAACCAGAUCAAGGACGCGAACAAGAGUGGCGUCUGGCGGUUUUUGCUCAGCUUCAAGAAUCUGCUGCGUAGCAUCGAAAGUCUCGACAUCUCGUCGGUGUACGGCAUCAACUACUACGGCCGUGGUUACCUCGUGCAGGACUCGUACAUCAAGUACGUCCAGCACGACAUCCUCGGGCGGGACCUGCUGAACGGGUCGCUCCACUUUGUGCCCUCGCUGAAGGCCAUCUACCGAAACAUCACGCUGACCAUGAAAAGCUACGGCAACAUCACGCAGUGGAGCCGAACCAUCCACCGGAACGAGCGGCGCAAGGAGAACGUGGCCGACGCGCGGUCUUACUACGAAUCGAUGGCGUACUACAUCGACGAGCUGCGGAAGCUGCAGCGAGCAUUACGAUCCAUCAUACGUAGUGAAGUCCAAAAGGUGCUCCAGUCGGCGGACAACAUGGAAACGUUCGGUAUCGCCAUCCUGGUGGUCGUCCUGAUUGUGUCGCCCAUCAUCAUCAUCCUGGUGCGGAACGCGGCAUCCACCAUCCAACUGUACGCCAUCAAUCUGACCCACAAGGCGAAGGAACUGAAACGGGAGAAGCGCAAAUCGGACUCGCUGCUCUUCCAGAUGCUCCCGCCCACGGUGGCCACCCAGCUCAAGCAGGCCCAGACGGUCCCGGCGGAGUACUACUCGGCCGUGUCGAUAUUCUUCAGCGACAUCGUCGGCUUCACCGAGAUUGCGGCCGAGUGCACGCCGCUCGAGGUGGUGUCCUUCCUUAACGCCAUCUACCGGAUGUUCGACGAGCGCAUCGAGUGCUACGACGUGUACAAGAUCGAAACAAUCGGCGACUCCUACAUGGUGGCUUCCGGUUUGCCGAUCAAAAAUGGUGGCAACAAACACGUCACGGAAAUCGCCACGAUGGCACUGGACCUGCUCGAUGCCUCCGGGUACUUUAGCAUUCCACACAAGGCCAACGAGCCGGUGCAAAUACGCUGCGGCAUCCACACCGGACCGGUCGUGGCCGGCAUCGUCGGCACGAAGAUGCCUCGGUACUGUCUCUUCGGCGACACGGUCAACACGGCCUCGCGGAUGGAAUCGACCGGCGAAGCGCUGAAGAUCCACAUUUCCGCCGAGAUGAACGAGGCCCUGGUCAAGGUCGGCGGCUUUAAAACCGAGCACCGCGGGCUGAUCGACGUGAAGGGCAAGGGGCUGAUGGACACCUACUGGCUGACGUGCAAGGAGGGCGCCACACCAAACAACAACCACGGUGAGGUGGCUUGGUUCGCGGACAUGAAGCCGGUUUACCUGAAGAUAGUCUAA
Molecule: messenger RNA, 1908 nt
Organism: Anopheles cruzii
Lineage: Eukaryota; Metazoa; Arthropoda; Insecta; Diptera; Culicidae
Exons: 7
Coding region: 1-1908 (635 amino acids)
Biological process (GO): intracellular signal transduction; cGMP biosynthetic process; receptor guanylyl cyclase signaling pathway
Molecular function (GO): peptide receptor activity; guanylate cyclase activity
Source: RefSeq, a predicted model, not a curated record